AUGUUCAGGAUAAGACGCAACAACUACGACGGCCUGCGGCCCGUUUCGACAUACCUCUUGCCGUCGUUUCCCAGCCUCGACUGGAUCCGAAAGGUCUCGGCCGCAACGGCGCAAGACGCCACAUCCCUGGCGACGUCGCCACGAGAGAGCAUCGCUUUACCGAGCGCCGCCCCGAUUGACACAGACCAUGACUACUUUGAAGCCGUGACCGACUCGCAUCGGCUUAGUGUCGCCUCAGCGGCAUCUUCAGCGUCGGCAGCCACCGUCACAUCCACCGGCAGCCAAGCUACGGCACCUUCCUUGUCGACAUCCCUCUCGACCUCGCCCAGCUCUGACAUCUCCGUUACACCCCAAAGCCUCUUUGGUGGCCCCAUAGCCGCGCCAUUUCCCGUCUUUGAUACCAUCGACUACCAACAGCCAGGCUUUGCCGCGUUCCGCAAUGACGACGGGCCACUAGAGACAGGCGCGGCAGCCCCGUCCAUGGACAAGUCGGGUCCACAAGUGGAGACGCUGCGAAAGCAGGACAGUCGUCCCUCUCGCUCUCCACACAUACAAACACAGACGGCUCCUCUCGCCGCGCCUGCUCGCCACAUCCAGCGCGUCUUCCCCACGACCCUACGCUGCCGCCGCUGCUCCGCUGACCUCGCCUUUGCUGCCCAGGUCGUCUCCAAGGGGUUCACCGGUCGCCAUGGCCGCGCCUAUCUCGUGUCGGCACCUGCCACAUCGCCGAGUCACCUUUUUGCUCCGGAGGUCAAAGAAGCGAGGAGUGACAGGGAGGAUGACGAUGACGACGACGACGAUGAUGGUGAUGAUGAUGAUGACGACGACGACGGAGGUGGCGGACACGCUCUCCGCCUCAAGCCGGGCCGCGCGCGCGAUUUGCCCAACAUCUUGAUCGGCCGCUCCGAGAACCGCCGCCUCGUCACCGGCGCCCACGUCGUGGCCGACAUUUACUGCGCUGUGUGCCGGUCGAAGCUGGGCUGGAAGUACGUGGAUGCGAGCGACCCGGCGCAGCGGUACAAGGUGGGCAAGUUUAUUUUGGAGAUUGCGCGGCUGGCGACGUACCACAGUUGGGAGGAUGUGCCUUUGCGUGAUGCCCGCGGGGUGGGCGGAGCGGGCGGAGAGGGAGAAGAGGGCGUUGCGGACGACGAAUUGGAGACUGCCCGUUCCCCCAUCAGCGACCCGCUCGGGGCGGUGCGGCAGUUGAUGGCCCGCUACCAACGGCUCCGUACCGGUGAGACUACGGUUGACGUUGAAGAGGAAGGGAAUUCUGAGGAUGACGGCGACAGCGACGUCUACGCCCCCAAGCGCAACGGUCUCAUCGAGUUUGACUCAGAAGACGAGGACGAGUGCGAGGACAUUUUCAUGGGCACGUGGGACGCCGACGUCGUGGCCCGGCGCCGGGCCGCGAAGCGGGCCGAGUUGCUGUUAAAGAGUUUCAAAAAGUGA
Sporothrix brasiliensis 5110 is the source of this 1449-nucleotide messenger RNA. RefSeq lists its product as uncharacterized. The transcript has a single exon. The record is from RefSeq and is a predicted model, not a curated record. The coding region runs from base 1 to 1449 and encodes 482 amino acids. Lineage: Eukaryota; Fungi; Ascomycota; Sordariomycetes; Ophiostomatales; Ophiostomataceae.